GUUUUCUCUGCAGUCUCUGUGCUACAACUGUUUCAUAUUGACAACUGACUCAGGGGACUCUUUGCAACAGUCCAGUUUACCACCUCUCACAAGAAGAUUGGUAAAAAAAGCCUGCAUAGCACUUUCUGGGAAUGUGAAAACUGGCUACCAGGGAAGAAAUUUCCAUCUCAGUAUCAGCCUGUUCUACAUAAUUUGAACACUCAAGAAGCAUGCAUUUUCUAAGCAUGGAUACAGACGCCUCAGCCCUUACGGUUGGCAUCAUAAAACUGAAUGGAAGCAAUUACAUUAAAACUGAUGAUUGUUACUUCAAGAUCCAAGUCAUGAGCCUUCUUUCCCUCAUCAUUUCCCCUGUUGGGAUGGUACUAAAUUCCACAGUGCUGUGGUUUCUGGGCUUCCAGAUACGCAGGAAUGCCUUCUCUGUCUACAUCCUCAACCUGGCUGGGGCUGACUUUCUCUUCCUGCACUCUCAGUUUUUGUUUUACCUUCUUGCUAUCAUUUCCACCAAAUAUUCCAUUUCUUUCAAGAUCCCUCUCAUUUUUGAAGUGUUGGCAAAAUUUGCUUAUCUUUCUGGCCUGAGCAUUCUCAGCACCAUCAGCAUUGAGCGCUGCCUGUGUAUCAUGUGGCCCAUCUGGUACCGCUGCCAACGACCAAAACACACAUCAUCUGUCACCUGUGUCUUGCUUUGGGCUUUGUCCCUAUUGUUUGCUCUUAUGGAUGGGGUGGGAUGUAGCUUACUGUUUAAUAGUCUUGACCCGUCUUGGUGUUUCACAUUUGAUUCAAUUACUGGUUCAUGGUCAAUUGUUUUAUUUGUGGUUCUCUGUGGGUCCAGCCUCAUCCUACUUGUCAGGAUCUUCUGUGGCUCCCAGCGGAUCCCUGUGACCAGGCUGUAUGUGACCAUUGCACUCACAGUGUUAUUCUUCCUGAUAUGCUGUCUUCCCUUUGGGAUCUCCUUGAGCAUCCAAUGGAGUAAAACUCUGAGAUAUGUUGGAGUUUGUGAUUAUUUUCAUGUGGAACUAGCCCUAUCCUGCAUUAACAGUUGUGCCAACCCUUUCGUUUACUUCCUUGUUGGCUUUAUUCAUCAGCGGAAGUUCCAACAGAAGACUCUGAAACUUCUUCUUCAAAGAGCAAUGGAGGACACACCUGAAGAAGAAAGUGAAGACAGGGGUCCUUCACGAAAUCCUGAAGAACCUAAAGCAGUGUAGUGUAGCAACCGAGAGCUGCUUUGAUCAGACAAAAGUAGAUUUUAGAAAAAAAAUUUCUUUUCUUAUCUCUGUGGGCCAUUUUCACAAUUUUGUUCAAUUUGUUUCCUAAUAUUCAGUCAGUUAAAAAAUAAGCAAUUUUGUGAAAGUUAAUAGAUACAAGACUUGUCAUACAAAUACUGACUGUAGUAUUUUUGGAGCUGUGUUACUCAGACUUCACCAUUGCCUUUUGAUGGGACUCUAUGUAAGUGUUCUGGGGUUGAGGAGAUCUAUUGACAACUAUUGACAAAUCCCUCACUCAUCUAAAGGCUAAAGGAUGCGCAGAGAAGGACUGUACUUCUUUAGUCACUGAAAUUUAUAGUGCAAAACAGAUAUUCGAUUCUGUAAAAAUUCUCUGUCCAUUUGGAAUGCCUCCAUUGUUGUAAUGUUCCUAUACUUUUGUUUCAAGAGUUAAACAGGUACACUUUAUAAUCAUAGCAAUUAUUAUUUUCUUCAGAUUAUAAAGAAUAUAUGGAGUGAUGGUCUUUCUUAUGUAAAUUGCUUGGUAAACAAAUAUGCAUUCUCAA
Molecule: messenger RNA, 1765 nt
Organism: Mastomys coucha (southern multimammate mouse)
Lineage: Eukaryota; Metazoa; Chordata; Mammalia; Rodentia; Muridae
Product: mas-related G-protein coupled receptor member B2-like
Exons: 3
Coding region: 210-1202 (330 amino acids)
Biological process (GO): G protein-coupled receptor signaling pathway
Cellular component (GO): membrane
Molecular function (GO): G protein-coupled receptor activity
Source: RefSeq, a predicted model, not a curated record